GUUUUGCGAUCUCGUCGGGUAAAGUCAAAUUCAAGAUAGAUACUAAGAAAUGAGUGAAAUGUUCACGGUGGACGAAUAGCAACCAAUAGAAAUUUAACUAUCAAGUAUGUCUGGUCCACCAAAUAUUAACAACGGCGCUUCAGGAGGUAGUGGUCGUGGAUGGCUUCGUACACCACCGCCAACUUAUUUUCGAUCACCAUCACCUUGGGUACCUCCUGGAUCAACACCUGCCACGAGACAACAGCUUCCGUCGACAACCGGUGGCUUUGAACCACAGGCUUUUGCACGGUACAAUGCAUCGCCUACAUACCUACCUCAACCUGUCUAUAGAUAUGAAUCUGUAGAGACUAGUGAAACUCAAAACCAAAGAGCGACAAGUAUCAGAUGCACCAAUGGUGCUUUGCAAAAUGAGACACAGAAUCAGAAUCUGCACAGCGUUCGAACAACUCCAAUACCGGAACGUCACAUCAAUGAGACGAGUUCUAUUACUCAACAAACACAGUUGAGGAAUACCUCUUAUACACACCAAUAUUCCGGCUCGAUACCAUCUGCAGUCAAAAAUGUAAUGCUACCACCGCAACGGAUGUAUUCUGCGACACCAACUCAUCAACUGGAAUCCAACUUCCAACGACCGCAAUCAAGAGGACAGCCUGUUCGCUACCCUACACCGUCUUUUUCAUACCAAUCUAUCUCCGACAAUUCAUACAGUAAUCAACCGCAAUACGUAAUCUAUGAUUGUACUGGAGAAGCUGGCCCAUCAACCGCUGAAAUCAUAGCGAAUCAGUCUCAAGAUUACGUAGAUGAAAAAUUGGCAGAAUAUCAAGCUACAAUACAUUUAUUGCAAGAUGAACAAGAACGCGUACAAAAGAAAACUUUCGUUAACUGGAUAAACUCUUUUCUUUCCAAGCGAAAUCCACCUCUAAAAAUUCUUGAUCUUAUUCAUGAUCUAAAAGAUGGAACUAAACUAUUGGCCUUACUGGAAGUGCUUUCGGGUCAACGGUUGCCCAUGGAAAAAGGAAAAAUACUACGAAGGCCACAUUAUUUGAGUAACGUAAACACGGCUCUACAAUUUUUAACAAGCAAAAGAAUAAAACUAGUGAAUAUCAAUCCAUCGGAUAUCGUGGACGGACGACCGGCUGUAGUACUGGGUUUAAUAUGGACAAUAAUUUUGUACUUCCAAAUAGAAGAAAACAGCCGUAUCUUGUAUUACUUGAACGAUAAUCUCAGUGGAUCCGUCAGCAGUUUGGACAGCAGUUCAGCAUCAUGUAUACCGAGUCCAAGUAAACCUUUGCUUCAGGAAUCAGGUGCAGCAUCACAAGAGAUGCUCAAGCAAGGCCCUAAGAAAACCCUCCUAGGCUGGGUGAAUAAUGCACUUCCAAAACAUUCAGGGCUAGAGAUACGAGAUUUUGGCGCAAGCUGGAGAGAUGGAUAUGCGUUUUUAACCCUUAUUGAUUCCAUCAAAACAAACGUUAUUAACGUUGCAGAAAUGAAGAGACUUAACAAUCGUCACCGCUUGGAUACAGCAUUCAAUGUAGCUGAGUCCGAACUUGGUAUCGCAAGACUAUUGGACGCUGAAGACGUAGACGUGAAUAGUCCUGAUGAAAAAAGUAUUAUGACCUAUGUUGCACAAUUUUUACAUAAAUAUCCAGAUGUGAAGAAUAUCAACUCCAAAAGUGAAAGUGAACGAGAACUAUAUGACUUACUAAAUUGGCUGCACACCACAGUGCGGCACUAUGACAGUUUUAAUGGGAACUAUCCUAACAACUACGAGAUGUAUGAAAAAGUACACCAUGAAAAAAUGGAAAAACUGAAUACCUACAAAAAAGUUAAAAAUAUCCACGCUGCAAAAUUAACUCCUGAGGUUCAAGAUCUGAAUGACUACUGGCAACGAUUUGAAAAACACCUGCAGCAGUGGUUGUGGUUCUUGGAUUGCAACCUUCCAGAUCAGUUUGGUGCCAUUGGUUUAUGGUUAAGCAAUGGAGAAAAACUUCUGAAUGACAGCGAUAUUCCCAACAACAUGAACGAAGAAACUGCUUCUCUCAUAAGUAAAAAAUUGGAAGCACACAAACAGUUCUUUGCGGCUUAUUUUGAAGUGUUUGAAACAUUUAAUGAUUUGAAAAUGACCAAUCUGGCCAAGAGAGUUCCCGCGAAUCAGCUUGAAAACUUAGAAAAGAGACUAGUGGACAUUGAAAUUCACGCACGGCAGCGAAGGAUAAAACUGAAAUAUCUCGAACAUAAGUGCUGUCUCAUUGCAUUCCUUAAUCUAUUGGAAAACAAGAUCAAUUGUGUCAAAUAUAGCAAUGAAGAAAUCGUUAAACAGUCUCUUGAGCAACUCAAGAAUUUUGUAAGAAGAAACCAAAUAAUGCAAGAAUUUGAAAAGGCCCUCGUUGAUAUGCGGCAGGUUAUCGAGGAAUAUAAAGUGGACGGUAAUAUUUCAAAGAAGGAAGUGUAUAGUAUUGACUCUUUUCUUCGAGAAAUUGAAGAUCGUUGGAAGAAUGUAUCAUCGCGAUUGAUAUGUACCGAGACUAUGUUAGAAGAUGUUCUUUCUCAUUGGCAACGCUGGAAGAAUCUUGCGGAAGAUUUAGAAACAUGGAUUGUUGCCGCACAUGAUGCCCUCAAAGCAACGGAAGAUGAAAAGAUUGAAUUUUUCCAAAAUUUGACAGUUUACAAGGAUAAAUAUGCUAUGCUGACCGAAACAUUCAACAUCUUGAAAUCAACAUGUGAUUAUGACACAUCGAUCAAAAUUGAGAACAGAUACAAGCAAAUAUCACAACAUUGGGAUCAAAUAUUCCAGCAUUCAAAACAAUACCUUCAUGUUGGAGAUGUUCUACAACACAGACAAAAAUUCAAAACAGACGCCGCUCGUCUUAGUGAAUGGAUACAAAAAGCAGAAGCAAUACUGUCCCGAAACAAUUUGAAAGAUACCACAGAAAUUAAACAAUCAGAAGCUGAUAUAAAACAGAUAGCAUGUGAAAUUGAAUCCAAGGAGGAACUGUUCAAAUCCAUCAGCAGAAGCUUCCAAGCUUUGAUUAAAGAAUAUUCGAGAGAUGAAGUCGACAAGAUGAUGAACUUAAUGAAAAGAGAAAAAGAGGCGUUGGUUUGCAUAAGAGCACAGAUUCCUGUCAAGCUUCAUCUUUUCCAUCAGCUUCUAACGCAACAGGAAGCACUGGAAUCUGGACAAAAGGAAAUCACGGACUGGUUAGAUGAAGCAGAGAAUCUUCUUAUAUCUUAUGCUUUUACCAAUGAAAGUCAGCAUACAACAGCCAAUCUCGCCAGACACAAAACCUUUUUCAACCGUACAUUAUAUUACAAGUCAAUGUUGGAAAGUAAAAAUAACGUUUUCCAAAAUCUUCUAAAGUUAACGAAUGUAGACAAAAGUAUCAAUAUAAAUGAUACUUCUGGUAAAAUGAAACAACUCAAUGAGCGCUUCGCGUAUGUAAUAAACAACGCAAAUGAUUGGGAGUUCAAGCUUCAUGAAAAUCUGAAAGUAUGGGAGAAAUUCACCAAUAGUCUAUCAAAAGUUGAAAAUUUCCUUCGACAAGCAGAAUCAUGGCAAAAUGCCACAGUGCCGCUGGAAAAGCAAACUGAUGUCAUAGCGCAACUUGACUUCUUCAAUAAUGCAGAUCAGUCUAUCAUUGGUGAUCUGGAAGCAAAUACCGAAGAGCUUCUCAAAUAUCUGCCACCGAACGAGCAACGCAUUAUGAUAUCUAAGGUGGAAUCCAUUCAAAAGCAAUGGAGUGGAGUUAUAUCGAAUGUCCCCCAACAUCUUAUGAAACUUGAAUUCAGAUUGAAUGAAAUUAUUUUCUACAAUCACGUUAAUCAGAUUGAAAAAGAAUUAAACACCGAAGAACAAGCAUUCAAUUGUAAUGAGAAUUUUGAAACAAUUGUACAACGAAAUGAAGCAUUUUUCAAAACAAAUGACCUUCAAAGCGUCGAAAAGGUAUUGGCUUGCUUGGAAAGGAUUAGUUAUGUUCACAUGGAACAAUUUGCAAAUGAUCGUGCCUUGUGCCAACAGUAUCAGAUGGCGAAUGAUACAUGGAUUGGCAUUUGUAAACGAAUUGAAAAUGUUAAAAACAUUUUACAUAAAAUUCCUGCUCAAUGGGAUGCAUACCAUAGCAAGUUCAUAGAAAUGAAUCAAUGGAUGGAUCGCGUUGAUCAAUCAUUAAAACAGAUUAUGGUUGAGAAGGAAACAAUGGAGCAAUUUGAACAGGAGAAAACAACUUUCCAGAAUAUCUGUUUCGAAGCGGAUGCAAGAAGAGAGGACAUGAAAUGGUUGGUGAAAACGUUGGAUUUCCUGUUGAGUCACACGAAUGAAGACCAAGCAGCUAUUGAACAAGACAAAAUCGAAAGAUUGAUUACCCGCUAUAAAACACUUAUUCCAACAAUCGAAACAACAAUGGUAAAAACUGAAAUAUUCGCCAAAUGCUAUACAUACCGACAUGAAGCGGAGGAAAUAUGCAAUUUGCUAAACCGAAUCAAAAUGCAAAGCCUAAAUGCUCCGACUCCGGAUAGUUAUCGCAACGUUAAUACUAUGAUUGAAGAGCAAAACGUUUCCCUGAAAGAACUAGAUAAUCAAAGAGGACACAUAAUGAAAAUGUUACAAAAAGGUAAAGACUUAAGUAAAAAUGUUAACGCCCCAGCUUUUGUCAAUCAAAAGACAAGAAUCUUAGAAACCUGUUGGAACGACACGUAUAAUGAAGCAGCCGAAAAACUGAAAGGGUUAAAGGCAGUGCAUAAAACAUGGAACGACUAUAAUGAGCAGAGGGGCAACAUUGAAUCAUUAUUGAAUAACGCCGAAAUGGAGUUAAGAUCCAUCACUCCCCUCCAAACGGAUCCAACUAGCGUUACUCAAGAUCUUGAGACAAAGAAACAGCUCGCAUUAAACUUGAAGCAAGCAUCAUCCAAGUCUCUGAUGCAAUUGAAUGAUCUGUGCCGUGAAUUGGGCUCAUGCAUUCAUCCAACUGCGAAACAAGUCUUAGAAAAAGAAACAACUGGAAUUGAAAAAAGAAUCUACAAUACGGUUAACUUUGUUGAAAAACGAAUAGACUACCUUACAGACUAUAAUGAUAAAUGGAACGAAUACAAACAACGGCUUGAUAAUUUGAAAAAUUGGGCAGGAAAUGUGUAUCCUAAAAUGAUAACAGCUAUAAAACAGCCACACAUCACUCCAACCGAUAGGCUACAAAAAACAAAACAGCUGGAAAACGUGCUUAGUGAAAAAAUGAAAACAUUGGACAUUUUGAAUGCAAGUGCCUCCGACUUAGCAUCUAAGGAAGGUAACUUGACCGAGAUGAAACGACUUAAAACUGAAGCACAGCGCCUACAGGCAACGUUCACCGAACUGAACAAUGCCCUUGGUGCUGAGAAGGCACAAGUCAAUCAAGAUGUUGAGAGAUGGGAUCAAUACAACCACGAGAUUGACAAAAUCAAGGCUUGGAUUGGGGGUAUUGAUAUGCCAAUUGAUUCACAACAAAACAAGAUUUGUACGCUGGAAGAUGCUAAGCUACUUCAAGCUAAAUUAAAUGAUCUUUGCGGACAGUGUAACGAAAAAUUCACGGAUUUGCAAAAUGUGAUGCAGAUGUGUAAAAACAUCAAGUAUGGAAUCAAACCCUCAGAUGAGAUAGAUAAAUGCUAUGACAUUCUGACAGAUAUCCGUGAAAAUGCACAACAUUUGAAAGGAAAGAUGGACAAACUUGUUCUAAAUCUGUCUACCAUGGAUGUCGAAUUGGCUAAGCUUGGUUCCUUUAUCAAUGAUGCCCAUGGUAAACUAAACCAUUAUUCGGCUAUCAAACUGGAACAUUUGCCAAUCGACAAACUAGAAGAGAAAAUAAAAAUGCUAAGGUUAUUUAACAAUGAAAUUUCCGAGCAUCAGGCAAAACUUAUUUCUCUUGUCCACGUUUUUGAUCAAAUAACUAAUGGUAUUUCAGAAGAAGGCAUAAAUUUACUGAAACGUAAAUUACAGCAACCAAAAGAUCAACUAUCGAAACUAAGCGAUAAUGUGCGUGGCAUGAUUAAUGAACAUUAUCAGCACAUUGUAGUCCAGCAGAAUUUCAAUGCAAAAAUAACCGACUUUAGCAAUUGGAUGGAUCAGAUUACCGCUAGCAUCACUGAAUUAGAAGAUACUUUGCUAGACGAAACUGAUCUUGCAUUGCAAAACGUGCAAUAUUUGCUGCAACAGCAUGCUGGUAAACGAGAUGUUUUCAAUGAGAUAUACUCCCAAAUAAAAGAUGACAGCCUUAGCCCUGCUGCUGCUGGUGAUCGUUCUGUCAUGGACGAAACAUAUUCAUCGUUGGCAAGUAAUUAUCAAAACAUUGAGUCCACUUUGCAGGAAUACAAAGAUUACCUGCAAAAAUGGUCAGCAUUUUUAAACUGGUACCACGGAAUCAAAGAUCAAAUUCAACAUAUGAAUGACAAUGUCGUAAGAUAUGAUGUGGUAGAAGAAGCAGACCUUAAAGAUACUCUGAGCAAAGUUGAAAAUUUUGCACAGGCUAUCAAUAAUUGGAAACAAAAUAUGAUUGCUCUUGAACACCAACCUCGUGUUAAAUUCUACGAUAAGAAGGGAAACAAAGUUAAUGCAGUAAAAAUGCUGGCUGAUUUGGAAAACAGACUUGAUAAAAUUAGAUCUAACUGUGACUCCAAAAUAAAUGAAAUUAAUGAUGUCAAACAGAGGGUCGCCAUUUUCCAAGAGACACAAAAACAGAUAAUAGCAAAUUUGAACUCAAUCUCUGAUAAACUAAAGACGAUUGUCAAGAAUGCAAGAUUAAGUAAUAUUGAUGAUUCGUUGGAAGAGCUUUCUUCUUUGAAUGAACAACUCAGUAAAGAAUGUUCAACGAAGGCACAGGCUCAUUACGAAGGGUCCUUGUUGAUGAAGCAGGAAGAAAUUCCCAUGAUUAGCAUUCAAGAACCUCUUGCUGUGCUUGAUAAAGAGCUUGACAAUAUCCAAUCGGAAAUUGAAGAAACUCUGGAAAAUUUUGUAAAUGUGCGAGAUCACUAUAACGAUUUCAACAGAUAUAACAUGGUAUUCAACAGUGAGCUCAAGAAUAUCGUAUCUACUAACAAAGCAACUGUCACAGAAUUUAACGAUAAGCAAUCGCUAAUCGAUCAGCUAGACGUUUUGAAAAAGUCAUCAGAAUCAAUGAAGAAAGUAAAGAAAAAUGCAGACGCAGUUUCUAAUAAAGGAAAUGAUAUCGUUAAACUAUUCCGCAAUUAUAACCCACAGGACUGUGAGAAUCUUCUUGACAUAAUAAGGCAAAACAAUGAAGCAUUUAAAAUCAAUUUAGAAAAACUGAUUGACAACAGCAAUGCAUUAAAUCAAAAAUUAGCGCUUUAUAAACAGAUUGAAGAUUUAAGCCAUGACAUAAUUUCAUGGCUUGAAGUAACUCAAGAUCAGUUCAACCGCGUGCUGGAAAAUCCUUGUGAAAUGGAGCAUAGAAUUACAUGCUACAGAAACGAGUUACCAGCUCAACUAGUAUGUAAUGAAAAUUUUAUUAGUCUUCUAUCCGAAUUCAAACGAGUAAAUAAUAAUUCGGUGCCUCAUGAUCUUGCAGUAAUGGAAAACAAAAUUAAAAGCAUGUUUUCCGAGCUUCAGGCUCACUUUGACAGAAUAAGUAACAAAAUGAACGAAUACAUUGGGGAAGAACGUAGCUUGAAAGAGCGAAUCAAAUUGGUCAUUGAAAAAUUGUACAACAUUCGCGAAGAAAUCAUGAACUGCGACGAUGUUACAUUGGAUUCAAAUAAGCAGCUUCGAAACCUGGACAGGUUGAAAAAGCUACGAAUGGAUGUAAACUCAGUGGGUGCGGAGAUCACUGAUUUGAAAAAUCACUUUGUCAGUAUCGAGACGAAAUAUGAAUCCAUUAAAGAAAGCACUACCUCUAGAGAAUUGCAAAACUUGGAACAACGUUUUGGACUGGUACUAAACAAUCUCAACGAAGUGGAGGGCAAAUUGAAUAAGGCUGUUGAGAAAACGUUCAAAGACAAGGUAUUGAGUCUCAACCGAAUUGUUUCAUCGCAAAUAGAAAAACUUAAAUGGUGCUAUCCAGAAACUAACAGUGAUAAAUACAAUUUGGAAAUAAAAAAGUCCACUUUGUGCGAUAUAGAACAAUCCAUUACCGAGUAUGAUGCAUUGUUAGUCAAUGUUUCGGACUUCUUGAACUCUCUAGGUGGAGUCAUCACUCAACCGAAACUUGAUCACUUUAAAGAGGAGAAAGAUGACGUUGAAAACGGUUUUAAGCACCUGAAAUCGGAAUGUAGUAAAGUGAAGUCUACAUUGAAUUCGAACAUCGCUUUAUGGACAGAAUAUGAAAAAGUGUCCGGAGAUAUAGUCAAAUGGCUAAAAGAGGUAGAAAUCAAACACAAAAUGGAAACAGUACUGUUGAUAGAUUUGAACACACUGGGUGAUAAAAUCGAAGAAACAAAAGGCACUUACAAAGCCUUAACUGAUUUUGAGCCUAAUUUGAGAAAGCUUCAUGAUAUUGCAAAUAACAUCAAUAAACUGAAUCCAGAUUCGAGAGCAUUGGUGCUUGUGCAACAGUUACAAACACGAUUCAAUACCUUUGAAAAAUAUUUUUCGCUUCUAUUACACAGAUUAUCAGAUGUAGAUUCUAAGAAUGAACAAUUCAAAAAUCAAUUGAAAGAAGCAUUUGAGUGGAUUGAAACUACGAAAGCACAUCAAAUGCGCUUCAGUAAAGUGUCAGACAAAGAUUACGACGAGCUGAAGAAUUGUCGCAGUCAAAUUGUGGCGCAUGAACAAUUAGUGAAUGACGCAUGUUCUUUGGGGGAGAAUUUAUACGCCGAAGUAAACCCGGAGUGUCGUGAGACAAUUAGGAUGGAGGUCUUAUCGUUGAGAAAUGCGUAUCACGGUCUUUUAGAUGGAUGCAAUACAGUUCUUAAGGAAAUGGAAGCAAACAUCAUAAAUAAAAAGACAAUCGAUGAAAGCUAUUGUCAGCUUCUAAAGUGGCUGAUUGAUCUGGAAAAUAAGCUAAAAACUUUACCUGCCUUCUACGCCACCUUACAACUUAAAAAAGGUGCAUUAUUUGAAUGCAAGGCUAUGAUCAAAGAUGCAAAUUAUCAUAAAAGUAGUGUUGAGCAGUUAUUAAAACGAUCCACUGCAUUAUACAGCACAGAUAGUUUAGCGAAUAUUGAUGAAACAUGUGAAAAAUACAGUACACUCAUAAACGAUCUUUCGAAAAAGUUCGAUAUAUACGAGAAAUGCGUGAAAGACCACGAACAUUACAACAAUGUACUGGAGAAGUCAAGAGAUUGGCUGUUGAAACUUCAAUCGCAAACCAACGAAGUUUUCAACAAUGAGAAUGAUCUGAAUAAAUGCAAAAUUGAAGAAUAUCUCAUGAUCCUUGAUAAUACCCUUUCCGAGGAAGAGAUCGUUCUAGAUUGCGUUAAUGAUUGUUAUAAUCAGUUCACCGUUGUCAUGGGACAAACUGACGAAGUUGGGCAUUCUGAUCUUCUCAAAACAUUUGAAGAAAACAAACGCAAUUGGAUACAGUUUUUCGAAAAUUGUAGAAUGAAUCGGUCUAAAUUGGCAAAUAUGAUGAAUCAAAUCGAAAACGCAAAUCACAAUCUCGACGAAUGUCUGGCCAAGCUGGGUGACACCAAAAACAAAAUAAAAGAUGUCUCGUGUCAGAUGCCAAUUGGUUCAAAACAAGAUAUUAUCACUGACUUGGUGGGGAUCAAGAAGGAUAUUGAAAAUCAAGGCGUACGAAUAAGCAACAUAAUAGAAGAAUGCCAAGGGUUGAAGGCAAAUAAUGAUAUUUCUGCUAAGAUGUAUCACGUGCAAAAUGAAUACCGUAGCAUUAUGAAUUUGUGUGCUGAUGCAAUUAACAAAGCAGAAGCUGCUAUUCAUGAUCAAUCUGAUUUUAACAAGUCAUAUGAUGAAUUCCAAGCCAUAUUGACAAAUAAUUUGGAAUCACUUGAACAACUGGAACAAUUAGUGGGUGAUUUGAAUGUAUUACAAAACCGACAAAUACGCCUAAAAGAGAUAGCAUAUAAGAGACUUGACGAUGGAAAUACCUUGGAAGAAUUGAUCGCCAGGGGUGAAAAAUUGUAUGCUCAAACAUCACCAGACAGUCGAGAACAAAUCCGUCAAAGAUUGUCCGAUUUGCGUCAACUGUGGGAUAAAUUCUCUGAUCAAUUGGAAAUGGUAUCUCAGAAAGUCGACCAAUGUAUUCUCCAACUUGGAGAAUUCAAUUUACAACAAGAACAGCUUUCCAAAUGGUUGAAGGAUAUCGAAGCGUCAAUGAAGAUCACUGCUGAACUGAAAUCAAACAUUCAGGAUAAGCGUUCCCAAUAUCAAAAUCAUAAACUUAUGCAUCAAGAAAUUCUCGCACAAAAUACACUGCUUGACUCAGUAUGUACUAAAGCACAACAAUUGUUAUCAUUGACUAACGAUCAGCACCUUGAAACAUAUUUAAUAUCCAUUAAGGAUACUUACAAAAAUAUUGUUCUGAAAUCGAACGAACUUUUGGAUAGCCUGAACAAUUGUGUUAAUGCCCACAAUAAUUACACAACUAGCUAUGGUAAACUAAAAAAUUGGAUCACCGAGGAAAAGGAUAAAGUCAUGGCAUGUGAUGACGAGGGCGGUGAGAAACAAGAAAUAAUAAAACGAAUUGAAACAUUGAACAAUUUGAAACUGUCCAGAUCGAAGGGCGAUGAAUUGUUGAAUCAACUGCUUCAACACCAUAAUAUAAACAAGCAAAGUACAGCUCCUCAAGGAAUUGCCCAAGCGGAAGAAGAGAUGAAUACAUUACGGUCUGACUUGAAUAGCCUUUACGAGUAUAUAGAUGAAACAGUAGAAUGUCAAAAAAGAUGCCUAACAAGCUGGACACAAUUUGACCAAGAAUUAGACACCCUUACAAAGUGGUGCAGGUCGAUGGAAACAAUAUUCCGAGAGCAGCAAUUAUAUGAUACACUGGAGAAGAAACAAAACCAGCUGCAGUUGUAUCGUACCAACUUGGAACAUAUAAAUGAAAAACAGAAGGAUGUGGACGUUUUUGUUACCACUGCCCAAGCGUUAUUCAGCAAAACAGGUGUCGAAAAAGUCAAGUUCUAUAUAAACCAACUCAUAAACCGUCAUCAGCUUCUGCUGGUAUUAAGCAAAGAAGUGGUGAAUCGGGCACAAAAUAUCGUCAAUGAUCAUAUAGGCUACGACGAAAGGUUAAUAGAAUGUAGUACACGUUUGACAAACAUUGAACAUAAUUUGGAGAAAGCAGUGGCAGAGAAAAUAACAGCAAUCAAUCAAUCCAUGUUGCAAAACAUAGACAUUGAGAAGGAAAAGAUAGAGAAUUACAUACCAAGUCUUAUCACGGCCAGUGAAAAAGUGUUGACAGAAACUAGUUCUAACGGGCGUGAGAAAAUACGGGAAGAUAUAAGAGAGAUUAAAGAUCGCUUUGACAAAAUCAUCAUUGCGGUAAACAAUCUGAAAAAGCAGUUUGACGUAAGGUCUGUACAAUGGUCUUCAUAUCAAGACAUUGUGCAGCAAAUAUUGUCCUGGCUUGAUGUUACAGAAAAGAAAAUAGACACAAGCGAAUCCCAAAGCUGGAAUUCCACGCAAGAAAUACGUUCUAAGCUUUUCAAAUACAAAGCUUUGAUGCAGGAAAUCAUGAGUCAGAAACGAAUGAUUGACUCAUUGAACGAAAAAACGACACAAGUUUUAAACAAUCGAGACGAAAAUAUUACUGCAAAAGUACAGUCUAUCAAUGAGCGAUAUGAACUAUUGAAAAAAUCCUCUGCUGAUAUUGUUUCAAAUCUAGAACAAUCCUUAUUAUUACUCAACAAAUUCAAUGAACUUCAAAAAGCGCAUAUUGACGAACAAGAAGAAUUGCUUAAUGAUCUAAAGCAGCUUUCUGAUAUUUCUGGAAGCAAAAAAUCUAUCCAGGACAAGUUACAGAAAGUUGAUGAUUUGCAACACAUUCUACCCGAAAAAAUGAAUAAAUUGAGAGAUCUGAGCAAAUUGAUAUCAGAUAACAGUGACCUUAUAUCCUACGGUGCAAAAAUGAAUAUGGAGCAAGAUUUAGUAAAAGUUCAACACGAAUUUGAAAAGCUAAACAAUUCGAUUAAUGAUACCAAAAUUGAGCUGGAAAAACGCAUUCAGCUAUGGGAUGCAUAUCAAAUGGAAUUGGAUGACAUCAAUCGAUUCCUGACAGGAAUUGAAGAUUCUAUGCGAGGUUAUGGCCUGAAAAAUACUCUGAUUGAAAAACAGGAACAACAUGAUAUCUACCAAGCCUUGAAUGGAAAACUCAAACACAAGCAUUUGUCUUUAGAUGCCCUGCUUGACAAAUCAUCCGAGCUACUUCAAAGCAGUGGAGAUGCAAAAAUAUCCUUCAAUAUGCAGCAGAUUAAGUCUCGAAUGCAGUCUGUUGAAAAUACCAUAAAAGAAAUUUCGAAGAAAUGCGAACAAGCAUUUGAGGAACAUAAAACAUACAAAGGCAAAUAUGACGAAUGUAUUGCAGUACUGGACCAAAUUAAGGAGACGUUUGUGAACUGUAAGACCAAUCAGCAGCAAAGUCUGGAGAAUGUUAUUCAAACUAUGAAGAAGUUAUUAGCCGAGCAAAACUCUGUUAACGUGCAGUGUAGCUCUGUGUCAGAUAUGGGAGAAAGACUCUACACUUCAACAGCCAUGAAAGGACAGCAAGCGCUUCGAACUGAGAUUCAAGAAUUGUUAUUACGAUUUGAACGCUUGUUUGAUGAAAUCAGUUCUUUCUUAAAAACAUGCGAAGCUAAAUCCACUAAACUUUCAGGUUUCAAUGAGAAGCUUGCUCAAAUUCAACAAUGGUUAAAUGGCAUCGAUUCAAGUUUGUCUGGCGAAAUGGUCUUGAAACCAACCCUUGAUGAGAAAAUUUCCCAGCAUCAAGCAUAUCAAGAUAUGAUGAAUGACAUAAAAAAUCAUAAGCCUGAACUGAACAACAUACAGGAUCUGCUCAAUAACCUUAAAGAAGAGGAUGUGAGCAUAGAUCUUGUUUACAGCGAGGUCAAUAAGGCAUACAAUGAAUAUUUUGAUAGAUGUCAAGGUUUUGUGGUUGCUUACGAAAAAAUCGUAAACAACCAUCGUCAAUAUUGCAAGGCGGUAUUGGAAACUUCAGAUUUCAUUGACGCAAAUCACAAUACAAUUGAACUUUGGGGUGAGACUGAUCUUGACCAAGUGUCGUUGCUUACGAAUCUGGAUCGAUUGAACGAGUUGAAGAAAUCUAUCAUAUCGGAAAACAAUCGAAUUGAGCAGAUACGAACUAUCGGGGAAAUGACCAUUCCUGAUACUAGUGACGACGGAAAGACUAAUAUCAGAUCGCAAAUAGAUAUUUCUCAACAGGAUUGGGAGGGGCUUUUAGUAGCUAUUGAUAGCACAAUUGAAAAAAUUCAAUCCAAAGUAUCGGAAUGGAAUGAUUAUGAAAAAAUGCGUUCGGAUUGUAUGAAUUGGAUCCGUAACGUGGAUUCAAAGAUACACUCAGUUGAUUUGAAAGCUACCCUCAACGAAAAGAAAGCGACAUUAGAUUAUCUGAAAAGCUUACAGGGUGAGGUGAAAGCUAAGGAGUUAGAAAUUGAUAAUUUUACCGAAAAGGCGCAACAACUUUAUAGAGGGUAUCUUAGCAGUAGGAAUUCACAAAUAUCGGAAUUGGCUAUAAAGUAUCAACAAACAGCAAAUCGCGUAAAAGAACUUUCCACAAGAUGGCAGCAAUACGUUAUCAACCAUCAAGAAUUGGAAACCCAGAUUUCCAAUUGUAAGCAAUGGUUGAAUGGGGUAAGAGAAAAAUUGAAUUACUGUACUGACCAGAGUACUACUUCCGAAAAAGAACUACAGAGCAAAUUGAAGCUAAUUCAGGAGCUCAUAGUUAAUAAGGACGAAGGAAGCUCAAAGAUUCAGCUUAUAAUGGAUCUGGCACAGCAAGUUCUUGCCUGUACUACUUCGGCUGGCCACGAGACAAUUAAUCGAUCUGUAGCGGCUUUACAAGAGGAUUGGUCUGUUUUGACACUGAAAAUGAUAGAUGUGAAAACUAAUUUGGAUGAAGCUAUCAAUCAAUGGUCAGGAUUUUUAGACCAAGUAAAUGAUUUGCGGAAGAAUAUUGAAUGGAUGGAAAAUGAAUUCAAAGGGUACUCAGAAUUUCAACCGACAAUGGCGGAAAAACGUGCUCAAUUGGACAGAAUUAAAAAUUGUGAAGAAAAAAUUCGUAUUGAACGCAUUGAAAUUGAACCAUUAAAACAGAACGCAGCAGAAAUGUGUCAACAAACUCAAGCUGCAUGCACGGCGCAACAGAUCCUUGGAAAGUUUGAUUACAUGGCUGACCAGAUCAGUAAACUACUCACUGAAAGAGAAGACCAAUAUCGGGAUCAUCGAUUGUACAAAGAGGCAUAUGACGAUUUGUUUAAUUGGAUAAGUAGAGCUCGUGAAAAGUUACCAUGUAUAAAACAGCAAUCGUUAAGUGACAAGUUAUCAAUAGACAACGCAAUCGCUCCUUUGGAUUCUCUCAUGAACAAAAAAGCCCAAGGAGAACUCUUAGUGGAACAUUUAGUUCACACUGGUGAAGUAGUUAUGGCAUCAACGUCUGCUAAAGGUAAAGAACUGAUCAAGAGUGACAUAAAUGGGUUGAAAAACAAUUUUGAAAACCUAUUCAAGGAGAUUGCUGAUCAAAAGCGUAAUCUUGAAAAAACUAUCUCGAUGCUUCGGGAAUAUAAAGACGAGUAUGAACGUCUUUCGGAAUGGCUGCAGCAAAUUGAUAUAAUUGUUAAAAAUAACAAACUGACCAUGUCCUCCAAUUUACAAGAAAAAGAUAAACAAGUCAAAGAUAUGCGAGAAUUGAUCGACAGAUUAGGCAAAGGGCAAACAGAAAUGGAUAAAUUCAACGCAUUUGCCGCUCCACUUUUACAAUCCCAUUUAGAUUCCUAUAUUGGAAACCAGUUAAGACAUCUUAAUUCUCGGUACCAGGUGCAAGUAAAUAUUGCUAAAGAUGUCCAGAAGAAAGUAGAAUCAAACUAUGAACUUCAUAGAGAUUAUAAUGAUUAUCUACGGAAAGCAAACGCUUGGAUAGAAAAUGCUAAGGACAUUGUUAGGUACUCAACAGAUAAUGUAGAACAAGUUAGUAAGGAAAACUUGGAAAAACGGCUGGAAAAAGUUGUCGAAUUAAUUCAACAACGUGAUCAGGGACAAAAUCUAGUGAACAACACAAUCAACACUGGAGAAAAAGUGGUAAAAUGUACGAAAUCCGAUGGAAGAGAAGUAAUCAACAACGAACUCAAAGAAAUACAAAACAGUUGGGACCGUCUUGUGAAAAAAAUGUCCACCGCUAAGGUUCAUUUGGAAACCAGCUUACUUCAGUGGGCAGACUAUAGCUCCAGCUACAAUCAUCUCACGCAGUGGAUGCAGGAUCGGGAAUCAAAACUACAGAGAGUCAGUGAGCAAAAGGUUGUAAGAUUCAAGACAAGUGCACCUUCUAGUCUCAGCAGUGGUUUGAAUGAGAGGAGAGCUAAUUUACGCCAAGCCAACGACAUUGUUCAAGACAUAGUUUCCUUUGAACCAAUGAUUCAGUCGGUUGCCAAUAAAGCGUCGGGUCUUCAUCAAACAUCUCCAGCUUCUGAAAUUUCACACAAGUAUGAAAAUCUAAGCAAACAAGCCAAGGAAGUUUUUGCUAAGCAAAAAGAAACUGUUGAACUUCAUCAAGCCUUUAUCGACUCGAGUAAUGAAUUUGCUGCCUGGAUUCGUAAUGCCAAGGAAAAUCUAAACAAAUGCACUGAUUACAAAGGUGAUAAGGAUUCUUUGGUUUCGAAAAUGACGCAGCUUAAGAUUCUUGAGAGUGACGCCCCCGUUGGACAGAAGAAACUCGAGAAAGCUCUUGAGCAAGCUGAGAUAGCAUGUCGAAUAGUCGAUGCGGAAGAAUGUGAAGCUAUAGAAAAGGAGGUCGCUAUUCUUCAAGAGGAAUUCGACAACUAUUGUCUAGCUUUGAAAAAAAUUGGAGCGGCUCUGGAAAAUGGUAUUGUUCGUUGGACUGAAUACGACGACCAGUAUAAAAUUGCUCAGAAAUGGUUGGACAAAAUUGAGCAGGAAAUUCAAUCAUAUAAUAAAAUGCAAAAUAGUCUUGAAGAGAAAAAAUGUGUGUUGGAAGAGUUCCAGGAAAAACUGCAAACCUUAUUCGAUUGGCAACGCGAACUCGAUACCUUGAACAUGAAAGCUCAAGUCCUGCUAGAGAUUUGUGCUGAUACGCGAGUUAGUAACGGAGUUACUCAGCUAACCACCAAAUAUAACGUUCUGUUAUCAAUUGCCAAGGAAACAAUGCGAAGACUAGAGCAACACUAUCAAGAACAUCAGCAACACAAUACGCUAUACGGUGAAUGCCAGGAUUGGCUGGACAGAUUGCGUGAAAGGUUGAAUGAGUGUGAUGCAACUCCACAAACUAUAACCGAAACACAGUCCAAACUCAAUAUCAUAAAAGGAAUCCGACAAAGCCUUGAGCAAGGUCAGAAUAAAUUGCGAUAUCUCUUUGAACUCAAGGAGAAGAUUGUUCUCAGUACUGAAACCAACGGUGCUUCAAAAAUUGCCGAAGAUACAGAUAACAUCAAAACUGACUAUGAGUCUCUGAUGUUGGAUAUCAAUGAAAAUCGUCAAAAGCUAUUAAAUCAUUUGGCACAACUUGAAGACAUAGGAAAACUUUCAAAAAUCCUCUCCGAAUGGGUUGAAGAGGUUCAAGGCAAACUUGAAGACAGUUCAGUACUCACUGAACUAUCUGACAGGCGGGUUGCUUUGGAAAAGUACCGUGCUAUCCAACGUGAAACUGGAAACUAUAACGAGAUAGCAGACAAGAUCAAAGAAAAACUCACUGGAAAUAGUAGCAUCGGAAGCGAAAAACACAACCAACUACUUAAAGAUCAUGAAGAUUUGGUUUCAAAAAUUGCCAUUGAGAUUGAAAACUUGGAAAAUCAAGUCAAUAACUAUGAGAAAUUCAAACAGGGGCUUCAAGAGUUAUAUGAGUGGAUGAAAACUGCUCGCUUGAGAACAGAAAAACUCACAGAUUAUCAUGGCGAUAAGGAGCACAUUGUGGAACAAAUCAAUAAAAUAAAAGACAUACAGUUGUCAUUCUCCGAAGGAAAAAUUUUGCUUGAAAAUGCACAGGACCUUGGAAGUAAGCUACUUCAGAUUGUAGGUCAAGAAGGUCAAGAUUCUAUCAAGCAAGAACUUCUACAAGCCAAUACAGACUGGGAAGAUAUUGAAGCUUUGUCAAGAACAGUCGAUCAAGAGUUGACUGAUGUACUUUCUUCCUGGGAAAGUUUCUUGGAAAAAUCUGACGACAUCAACUCAUUCAUCUUGGACCACGAAAGCAAAAUAUCAUCAUUCAAUGCUGAAAACAGCGCAGAACAGGAAAAUAAUCUCAAACAACUUAAGCAAAUCUUCAAUUUAAUUGUGAGCAAGAAAAAUUCCAUUGAGGAAUUGAAUGAUAUCUGCGAAGCAUUAAUGGAAAAAUGUGCAUGCUCUAUGGUUCGAGACCGCACCGUUGAACUUCAAAAAAAUUAUUCGACACUUCUAGUGAAUUUGCAAGGAUUAAUUUCGAAAUUGGAGAAGAAUGUUGUAAGCCAUACGGAAUUUAUUUAUUACAAAGAUGAACUGCAAAAGUGGAUUGAUGAAGCAAAACGAGCAAUCAAUGACUCGCAAUAUAUGACAUCCGACGACAUAGUGAAUACCAAAAAGAAGAUCUAUAGCAUACAAGCUCUUUCAAACACCGUUCCUCAAGGUCAAAAAUUGUUUGAAAUGUUACAAGAUUCCUUCACAAAAUCAUCGUACCUGUAUUCGGAGGAUAAGCAAACAGAUAUGUUCCAAACAAUAUCCGAGCAACGCGAUGAGCUUGAUGCCAUUGUCAUGAAUAUAAGUGCUACCUUGAACAACUUAAAUUCUAAAUAUAAUCGCUUGGAACUGUACGAAGAACUGAAGAAACGGAUCGCAGAUUGGUUGAAUGCCACUGAAGGUGCAUUUGAAACAUUACCGGAAACACACGGAGAAAUGGGUGAACUUAAAAUGCUACUAGAGAGGGUUAAGCACAUCCUUACGGAAGUAACAUUUAAGCAAUCUGAUCUAGAUAGCAUCCAACAAGAAGCUGCCAAUCUGUUUGACUCGAGUAAAUGUGCUACAGAAAGCGAUAAAAUUUUAAAUAUGCAAAAAAGAAACACCAAGUUGAAGGAAAAAUGCAUGUAUCUAAUCCAAAAUUUGGAAAUGGAACUUCAGGAUCAAAUGACAUAUUAUCAAAAUUUACAAGAAAUAGAAAAGUGGUUACUUCAAAUUUCCUUCCAACUUAUGGCACAUAAUUCCUUGUACAUCCAUAACCGUGAACAAACAUUGGAACAAAUUGAACAGCACGAGAAGCUUCUGAAUGAAAUCCAACGUUAUCAAGUGAAUAUUGAUGAUUUUAACGUCAAAGCCCAAAAUCAAAUAGAACGAUAUGUGGUGCAUUCACCAGAAAUCAAAAAAAGAAUAGAAAAUCAGAUAAAAAACAUUCAGGAAAGCUACGAUUCACUGCUGAACACAUCGGUGCAAAUAAAAAAUCGUCUACAUGAUUCGUUACACAAAUUCCAAGAGUACGAGGAUACGCUUGAUGAUAUCAAAAGAAAUCUUGAUGAGCUUGAGCCCGAAGUUGAAGAAAAGAAGAAGAUCAGAGCAGUAGAUUAUGGUGGAGUUAAAACGCAGCUUGAAUGCGCCCAAAACUAUCACAACAAACUGCAAGUUGAAAAAAGUAGAUUAGUUCAUGCUGUGCAGGCUUGUGAAGCAGCAACUGCAAGCAUCAGUCGACCAAGUUCACCCAUCGAUAGUGCCCAUCAAGUAAUUCCUGAGAAGGAGCUAAUGGUGCGUGCACGUUUGGAAGAUCUUAUUGAUGAGGUCCAAUCAUGGAUAGCAGAUCUUAUAUCAGCCGUCAAUGAUUGUGAACGACAACAUAAACACCGAGUUGAAUUGGAGCAAUGGAUUGAAAAACAAACAGCAAUAAUUAACGAAUGGUCAUCUAAACCGUCCAAGUUCCGAUCGGAGGCAGCAGAACAAGAACUGAAGCAAAUGAAUGAAUUAUUAAGAAACAUCAUUAUAAAGAAAGAUGAAAUACUCGAAAAAGACGACCAUACACUGGUCGAUAAGCUGGAUGAUCUUGCAAUACGUCUCAAACAAGUAAUCGACAGUAAAUCUGGCAGUCAGUCAAGUAUUGAUAGAUACAAAAAAAGCUAUGAAGAUACACAGCAUUGGUUGGAUGCAAUGAUCAACCAAAUCAACAAUCUUGAGAAGGGAAGCGGUUUGAACUGCAAACAGAGACUUGAUAAAGUCGCAAAUAUUCAAAAGAUACUCGAAGACGAUUGCGACACAAUGGAAAACUAUAAGAAACAAGCUAUGCAUGUUAUUGAUCUUGUCAGCAACUUGGAUGCACAACAAGUGACUGAACAAAUGAAAUCGAUUGACCGAAGAUACAAUGAUAUAAGCAAAAGAUUGAACAGAAAGUUUGAAAUGAUUGAUUCUACAAAUAAAGUGUUCACGAAGAUAGUUGCUGAAGUUGACUCGGUUCGGCAAUGGUUAAGUGCAAAGAAUGAGUUCAUGAAUGUACCAUACACGCUAGGCUUUGACACAAAAUCAGUUGAAGCACAACAGCAGCUAUUCAAAAGCUUACUGAAGGAAACGGAGAAUAGACAGUCAUUUAUGGACACUGUUGGAAAAAGGUAUUCAAACAUUCAAAAUGAUUUAGAACCAGCUGAAAAGCAACUAUUGGAAACAGAUAUUAAGAAACUUUGCAAAGAACUUAACUCGCUUCAUGACAGCAUUCGUCGAGAAAUCGAGAAAAUCUCGGAUGAUAUCCUUUGCCGUAGAAAUAUGCAAAACAACUUUGAAAUGACACGUACGUGGAUAAAAACCAAGUUGAAUGAUAUCAACAAAAUUUCUGACCAACUUCCGCUAUUAGCGUCGAACGUACUCUCUGAGAUUAACCUAUGCAAGCGACAUGAUCUAACAAUUCGGGAGUUCGAAGAAAACGCAUUCAAGGAUGUUAUCAAGCAAGUAAAUGAAAUCAUGAAAGAAUGUAAUGAAGAAGGACAAGCAAAGUUGUCAAAUGAUGUUGAGAGUAUCAAGAAUAAAUUGAGGGAUUUGAUUGAAACUUGUGCAAGGAAAAUUGAAUUCAUGGAACGAGAACAUCUAAAACGUGUUGAAUUCGAGCGUAGAAAGGAAACAAUCAAUACUUGGUUAACUGAAGCUGAACCAAUUGCAUCGUUGAACGUCAGAAUCUCCAGCUUGGACAUUCUCAAGGAUCAACUUAAUAGAUUGACUAAGACAUUCGAUGAAUGUAAAGCUAUGAAGCUUUGUUUGAAAGAGCUCGAUGAAUAUAAAAAUGCCAUUACCCCUACAUUGAACGAAGUUGACAAAAAUAAUAUCACUGUUCAAAUAAGAACAGCGCAUGAGAAAUGGAAUACCCUCCAUAGCAUAUUAGCAAGCAAACUAGAAAAACUAAAUAGCCAUAUUGAAGAGUACGAACAUGCGUUAGACAAAAUAAAAAGAUGUGAAGAAUUUUUGGUUAAAGUACAAAACCAGAUACGUGACAUGAACAAGCCAGUUGCCAGUAAAAUUGAGUGCAUACAAGAUUUUCUAAUGGCAUACGAAACAAUUCUGGGCGAUUUGAAAGAGAGACGUCUUGACUUGAAUACAAUACUCCUGACCAAUAUACCACAAUUGCGCGAGAAUACAUCCAAACUGGAAGAAAUGAUUAUGACGAUUGAAGAGCAAUUGAGAAGACUAAAAUCAAUGCUGAACAUGAGAGAACAAUUCAUUGGUGCUGUCAACGAAGUCGUCAAAGCAAUAGCAAAAAUCAACUCCGAAUUUAACGAAGUUGAUAAUUUCUCACCAGAAAUUGAUGAGCGGUUAAGAAAGUACGACAGCAUAUUACACCACAUCGAAAGUUGUAAUGUAAUGCUUGUCUCUACGUCGGAUAAAGGACGCUUGAUAGCAAACGAAGGGACAGACCUCGAUCGCCAUAAUAUAAUGGAUCAACUGCAUUCUCUGCAAACUCAGAUGGAUUCCAUCAAGCGGAAUGUGAUUAUAGAACAAGACAAAUACCAGAAGCAACGCAUCUACCACAAUACACUUUUCAAGGAAUAUUCUACGUUGAUAGAUUGGUUCCGCCAAAAUAAUGACAUUAUCGAAUCUCGUCCAUUGUACAGUGAAAGUCUAAAGGAUUCAGCUGAUCUCAUAGCCUCUCAUGAGAAAUUGAAUAUCCAGGCACGAGCCAAACUUAAUCAACUUGAGGAUCUUAAAAACAAAAUACAAUCUGACCCCAAAUUACCAACACAUCUCCAAACAAAAAUUUAUGAAGCUCAGCAGUACCAAAAUACUGUUCCAAAUGAACUGGACAGCCGUGAAACGUACCUUCAACAAAAUCAUCGCUACCGAUGUGCCUAUCACGAAAGUCUUAACCAAAUUGAUAAGUGGCUCAAUGUGUCCGAAAAGCGUCUAGAAAAAACUCAUGCUUUUAAGUUUGAUAUCAGUUCGGUGAAUCAAGAUUUACUGGAGCUGGAAAAGAUUGUGGAAACCGAGGCAACGAUAAGAAAUUUGUUAUUCCACGGAAUUCAGGAGCAAGCGGAUUUAUUCUGGAGCACACUCACAGAGAAUGAUCAGGAAAAAUGUUUAUCACAACUCCAAUUGUAUAAGACACGUCUCGCUGAGGUUUCAAAUAAUAUCGCAAUUCAUCAAAACGACGUACUGUUAAACAAGAAUCUACUGGAACAAUACAAAACACAGCAUGGAAAAGUGGUUUCCUGUCUUCGUAAGAAUAAACUUGACGAAUCUCUGAUGAAUCUACCUUCCCUUACGGCACGCAUAGAUCACGUCAACAUGCUGUCACAAACGUUGCGAGCGAACCAACACGAACUGGAUGCUCUUAAUGAUAUAUCUAGUCACAUUAUCGAAAAAGCCCACCAGAUUGAGAGUGAUAAAAUUAAUAAGGAAAGUAUCGAACUAAACGCCAGUUGGACUAGUGAGACAAGUCUUUUGGAAAAUCUACACGAAAAUUUGAUUCAAUUGCGGCAACAGUGGGUUCAAUUGGAAGAUAUUCUCCAAGAGCUGGAAACAAAGUCGAAUAAUUUGCUGGAGAAGGACAAGAAUCUGGAUUUAACCGUGCAAUCGAAAGAGAAUCUGUUGUCUAAGAAUCUAUUAGUCCAGAAUUUGUUAGAUGACAAAUCCGUCCUUGGUCAGUUGAACGGAAAAGCUAAUUCAUUAGCUAAAACUUUGAUCGAAGCUCUAAGGGAACAACAACUGUCACCGCAUACAUUGGAGGAAAAAUUAAACCAUUUGAAUCAAAUCGACUCUAGGUUGGCUGAAAAUUUGAAAAUAAAACAACGACACAUAAGACAGAAAAUAGAAGACUUGCAGCAUUUCUCCGAGCAAAUUUCAACCCUUACUGCAUCUGCUCAAGCGUUGUUGGCAAAUCUUAAGGAAAUAAAUCCUUUUGAUGAACGGUUAUUCCAAACAGAAAAGAAGCUACUAUCGUGCAAAUCAAAGGCAAAUGAGUACUCAGAUCAAGCAAUUCAAAUUUCUAAGCACAUAGACGACAAGUAUUUAGCUACUCAGGAGUUCAUUCCUGUUGAUUUAGAGGAGAAAAGAAAAGCAUUGGAAGCAUUGCUUGCCAACAUUUCUGACACCAUGGAAGAAUACAACUGCAAAUACCGAAAAGCCAAGGAAGUCCGAACAGACUACUUUGUAGUGUAUGAUAAAAUCAAAACCUGGAUAGAAAAUGCAGAACUGACCAUGAGUAAUCACAACAUCGAUCCCAGUGAAUUAAAGACAAAACUAGUCCAACUAAUACACGAUUGUAAGGAUGUACGGCUAGCGUAUGAACAACUAGUGUACAAUGGUAGUGAAAUAAUCAAAAACUGUUUGGACAGCAAUGAUCAGAGAGCGAUGCAAGCUGAUGUGGAUCAAAUAUCCUUUGAACUCACAAAAACAAUUCAGCUUGUUGAGGAAAAGAACCAGACGGUUGACCAAAUUCUCGGAAACUGGGCUAAUUUCAUGAGAGUUUAUCAACUGGUUGUCGACUGGUCAGUUAAACUGCGCACACUUUUGAAUCGAAAACUGCAACUCAAUUCACUCCAAGAAGCCCAAUUAGCUCGCCAAGAUUAUGCGAGCGCAGUAUCUAGUCUGACUGAUGUAUCGCAAAACUUAAGCGAAAUGAAUCACGAAUUCGAUAAAAUAAACGAAGUAUGUUCGACCGGAUAUUUGAAAAAUAAAUUACACGAAGCCGAGACACUCAAAAUCGACAUCGAAACCGUCCUAUUCGAAAGGAAUUUGUUCCUACAUGAAACUACAGAAGAGUGGCAGCAGUUUGAGCACAAAAUAAAGAGUGUAAGAGAAUGGAUACAAGGCGGUUACCAUUCUCUAAACUCUCCAGAACUGAAAAAUAAACCAUUACGUGAUCAACUGAGAAUUCUUGAACAAAUGCUUGCUGACAUUUCGGCACAAAAAAUCAAAGUCAAUAUGUCACUUGAGAAAUUACAGGUCCAUUUCCAUUCGGAAGUCGUAUACUCCGAUAACCCUAACAUAGUGCAUAGUGGACGUACUGUUAUUGAAGAUCUCGAUAAGCUUAACAGAGAUGUGUUCCAAACCACGCAAAACUUGGACAAAGCGUUAGUACAAAUCGACGAGUGUCAAAGUGAAAUGCAAACAAUACGGCAACGUAUUGUGCAAGAAGAGCAGCAGCUUCGGAAUAUUUUAUCACCACUACAUCAGUCAUGCGAUAGUGAUAAGAAUGAACAGACACUUACCGAAAGUGUGGAAAAUAUUUUGGAAUCGCUGCUCGGUGAGGAAUUAAAGAUGAAUAAUCUCCCGUAUGAUAACAUAAACGAUUUAAUCAAGGGACUACAGGUGCUAAUCGAAAAGCUGGCUGAUUACAAGCAGCAAAACUAUGCUAUAUCAAUGAGCCUCCCACCGAAUGCUGACGAAAAGGUUAGAGAAUCUGUUCGGAUGAUUGAUGAUCGAAUAGAUUUUCUACGUCAACGAGCACAUCAUGGAUUAGAAAAGAUACAGCAAUCACUUAAACUAAGAGAGCAACGCAAAUCAGAAAUACGUUCCUAUUCCAACCUGUUAGAAGAAAUUGACCAUUGGGUGUCUACGACGUCAAUUCAACUUACUGAUAUUGACGAAAGUGCAUCGAAAAAUAGCCUCGAAGAAGUUCUGCAACAAAAUCAGAAGCUAUUGGCUGAACUGCGCGAAAAGGAGCAUCAGUCGAAGACCAUUUACGAGUCAACAGAAAAUUACCUUAUGUACGCAGACAUAUGUGAUAAAUCAAAUGCUCUGAGAGAACAGUUCGCAAUUCUCAUCAGAACAAUUCGUGAAAAAGCUUUAAUUCUUGAAGAUAACAUACAGCGCAUCAAGCAACUAACAGAACCUGUCGCUAUGUUAAAGGUAGACAGUGAAAUGCAAACUAGUCCACUAGUUUCAAUGGAUCCUAUGGACAGCGUUACAACGCAACUUCAAGAAGCGUCAUCACAAACUCACAUUGAAAGGUCCACAGACAACUUGAUCAUUAUCCAGUCCAUAUCAGAAGGCCACGAAACUGUUCAUAUAUCAAAUGCUCGUAAUGCUCCUUCCAUUAUUCCAGAAGAAGAAGAAGAAGAUAUAAUAGUGGAAGCUAAAUAUACGCAAUCCAAAUCUGGUGAAUCUAACAAAUCAUCGGAGCUAUUGCUGAGAAAUAUACCUACUUCUACAUUUGAAACAACUUUCGUAGAACCAGACGACAGUUCCAUGGAAAUUAUAGUUGGUAAAGAUGGAUCGAAGAAAAUCACUCUAAAAAAAGUUGUUCAGCCGGUCCAAUCCAUUGAACCAUCCGAUAUGACUGAAGCAUUGAUUACUGCAACACUUGCACCAGAUGCACAAGCACACAUUUUGACAGAUACUGAAACAAGAGAUGAUUUAACCUUCAUGGACAAGACAAUGGAACCUCAAAAGGUAGUUGAAAGUAUAUUGGAUGAUAUCCAGAAUGAACUAGUCAGUGUCAUGGAACAACAUGAUGUAGAACCUUUGGGAAGACAAACUCAAGAUGCUCAGGUAUUAGAAUCGGUUGCACAAAAUGUAGAUUUGAUUGCUUCUGAAGUUGAUUCACCAACUAGUACUAUACAAAGCACGCCGCUUAUCAAAGAGUCUAAAACUAAUCUUAUAGAACCUCAAUGUUCCUCUACAGCAGCAUUGACCGAUGAUACUGUAAUAGGAAUAACUGAUGUGUGGCCUCCAUUAGAAGAUACAGGUAAAGUACCCUUAACUAGAACCCAUGCAUUGCCAUCUAAGGUAGCAGCUCCUCUACAAGAAACAUAUGAAAACCCAGAAGAAAUAUGGCCAACCAAUAUGAACACCGGAUCGGAAUACGCCAUAAAACCAAUAAUUGAAGAUGUUCAUUCAGUAGAAUAUCCUUUAUCUGAAAGAGAACAAAUGGUCGAAGAAUCAACAGAUGUCAACAAGGGCGAUAUUACCUACCGCGACAUUCCACAACCUGGAACUGUGUUGCCUAUUGAAACAAACGUGAAUUCAAGUAAAAAAGACGAAAAUAGUCUUGUUAAAACUAGCGAUGCCACAAUGGCUUCAGAUAUUCCUAUUGAAGUUACCAUAUUAUCAGAACAAAUCCCUCCAGAACCUCCAAAAAGUGAUAAUGAUCAACCCCGGGAAGAUCGGUUUGAUGACCAACUAAGCGCCUACCUACAAAAACAAGAUGUUGUCCCAGAUUCCACAGCAGAGGACCGAAGAAAGGAUAUUGAACCUGAGCCUUUAUUGAUAAAGCCCGAUGAAGCGGCCACUGAGAAGAAACUUGAAGUACAGAUUUUGUCUACAAAAGAAGACCAGGGAGCUGUCAAACUGAGUAUGAAUCUCGACCCUGCUGAUGCUGCUAAAAACAUUAAAGUAAGUUUUGUUGAGCUUGAAUCAAAACCGAAAGGAGAUGAUGCUAUCAAAGAAGCUCAACAGAUAGAAAUAGACAUCCUUCCAGUAUCUGAAGAGUUUUUCCUAGCCGAGAAAGUUCCAGGUCUUAGUGAUGUAGAUUUUGAUAAAGGUUACGAAGCGGAUAAAACUACUAUUGAAGGAGAAUCGGAAAAUGAUGACCUUUCCAAAAAGAAGAAGCGGAAGAAGAAGAAGUCAAAACAACAGAACUCAGAUCCACGGGUAGCUAAAUCCACCGAAGGAUUGGCUGCUGUAGAACUUCAACAGGAUAUUCCAAUAUUAGAAACAUGUGAAAGCAUAGAAGAGGAUCAGGACUUUGAAACUAACCCGAUUCAUGUGAUUGAAGAAAGUGUAUUAGGUCCAGAUGAGCAGUUAACGUUAUCAAUACAACAGCAGAUUGUCGUUCCAACAGAAAUUCUGGAAGCUGUAUAUGUUGAAGAUGCUCACCAACAAACAACGCCUGUUAAAGAAGAUUUCCUUGAAGACGAAGCUGACCGUGAAAUAGCACGAAUCACCUCGGACAUUCUGCUGGUUCCACUAAACUUUGAACAAAAAUCGAUGCAAACAUCUCCUGAACAAGAGGUAGUUAAAAAAUCUCAGCAAACUUCACCCAUCGUAACGCAGUCUGUAGUUUACGAGUUCAAAGAAGUUCAGACUACUGUUGAUUUAUUAGAAAAUGAAACACAAACGGUAGAUAUCGUAAGCAAACAUCACGAAGAAAAGGAUAUUCAAACAGAUUCGUUCGAAACACAAGCAACGGAAGAAAGUCAACCUAAGGUGGAUGUUUCCGAUUCUGCAAAUCAAACAGUAGUUGUAACCACAGCUGAAUCCGAGAUGCAAACAGUUGAUGAUGUAAAACAAUUAGUUGAACCGAUAGUUGUCAAAAUCAUCGACAAGGCAAUAGGAGAAGGAAUUGAUUUGAAACUGAGACAAGAACAGACUCAAACAAGUCCAGUUGAGUUUGCUCAAUCGAAUAUCACUGUCUCACUAGCUUCACCCGAUACUCACAGUGAAGCCGUUCAAACUCUUGCAACCGAUGUAACAGACGCGCAAACUGCAACUGAAGGAAAUAAUGAAGACAGAGGAUCAUCCCCAGUUGUACAAUAUGCUCCAACAGAAGUCGAAACACAAACUAGCCCUAUUCACAUAUCUAAUGUUUCACUUGAAUGUACCGUCACACAGGAAAGUCAACCAAAGCCCGAUCAACAAUCUGCUCCAGAAGUUCACAGUGCUAAUACACAAACAAGUCAAGUUGAGACAACAGAAGCGCAUGCUCAAACAAUACCUGCGGUAGAUAAAGCGGAAACAGUUGUAGAAAGUACGCAAACGGUUGCCAUUGAACAAUCAUCCGCACCAGAUCAAAGGGAAAAGAAGAAGAAAUCAAAGAAAGGAAAGAAAACCAAAACUAUUCCCAUUGAGUUGGAAGUGCAAACAGAACUGCAUAUUCCGGAUAGUGCUGGUGUGAUUGAACCAAUUACAUUAACAAGGACGGUCAUGGAAGAAAGAAGCAUCGACGGACAUAAUUCUCUUAAUGUUCAAAUUCAACUAGAACUUGAGCAUCCAAAGCAAACGACAACAUAUAGUGCCAUCAAAACGGAAAUUCCUGGAGAUAAAUCGUGGAGUAUCAGCUUAACCGACUACUUCUCAAUAAUCAGAGCUCACAAAAGUUUUGCUGAGAAUAAGGUAGUACCGUGGAAUGAGAUGGCUGUUAUGCUUCCGAAAAUAUAUUCUAUAACAACAACCAGCGAAUCCGUUCAAGGUCCUGGAUUUUCUUACAAAUCCUUAAUCACCGAUGAUUUUCCACUUGACCUCGAUAGCUCAAUUUCUCUUUUAGAAGGAAAUCGUCAUAAUACAGAGUUGCAGCAGCAAAUUCUUUUCGACGUGCUCGAAACAACAAGCAAACAAGUGGAAGAUAUUGCUGUAGGAUUACACCACCUACCACAGCUUAACGAAACAGAUCGUGUUGGGCUAUGUAAUGUGUAUAAAAUAAGGUUGCAAUACAUGUCAGACACAAUCCCACGCUUUGUCAAUUACGCGAUAGAAAAUAAUAUUACUCCCAAGCAAGAUAUUACUGCGUGUUUAGAACAAACAAGAAACAGCAUCGAGGAGUUGGAGACAACCAUCGCAUCAAAAGAAGAAGAAACACGCAUCAAUGAUAACAUAAGACACCAGUUUUCAGGCACGCUUUUACAGAUCAAUAGCCAAUUACAAGAAAUCGACGAAAAACUCAAUUCCAUUAUCCCCGACCUUUCACUUUCCGUACACGACAAGCUGGCUAGUCUAGAUAAUGUUGAAGAUCGCAUUGUAGAGUGCUUGAGAAAUAUAUCAUUGAUAUUUGAACAAGUUAGCAAUCUCAAGGAUAACGCCAAUGAAAUGUAUUUGGAAGAUGAUCUACUAAGGGCUGAUCAGAUUGCACGGAAAAUGCAACAGACGGUCAUCAUAGAAAGAAAUAAACUACAUCAACUAAAUGGAUUAGCUGAAGAAUACGAACAAACACUUCUGGAGUUCGAAGACAUCGCAUCUGCCGCUGCAGAUUUCAUAGAUAACGAAAUUUCUACCAACAGCUUGCAAGAGCUUCAAGAGGAAAUGCAACGGUAUCGUAAAUUCUUCGUCAACCUCAGCCAUUGCAAGAUGAUUCUAGAAUCGCUGGAAUCUAACUUGGAUCCAAUAACUCGUAUGAAGCAUGCCAAGCUACAUUCAGCAUUGUACAACAAAACAAGCAACAUUUUGGAGCGAGCAGUAGACAGAGCCGCCCGAUUAGCGCAAGCAGCUUCCAAAUGGACAGUCCUUGAGAAAGACAUGCGUGAUGAGGCUCAAUGGCUACAAGUUGCUCAACAACGCAUUCCGGAUCUACGAAAUGUGUCAUCCGAAGAUUUUGAACAAUAUAUUAAAUUAUAUGAGUCGUUGAACCAAGAUAUUUUCUGCCAUCAUACGAAAAUGAUGCAACACAACGAAAUUGCUAAGAAAAUGCAAGAACUCAUAUGUGCUCCAGUAUUGGAAAAGGACAGUAGUGAAGCUUUGACAGUGGUUAUGCAAUUGAAAGAAGAGGUAUCACUUUAUCUCAACAAACUGCGAAAAUUCAAAAACCACUGGAAUAGAUAUAAUAUCUGUGCCGAUAAGCUGCACGAAUGGAUUUGUGAAGCCUAUAAAAAUUUGGGCUCAAUCACCAUUCCGGAAAAUCUUGCUGAAACUCCAGUUGAGGAUAUGCGCAAAUUUUGGGAAGUCAAAGCUCAAUACGAAGUCAUGAACAAUAAAGUAUACGGAAAAGCUUGUGAUUCGCUGGAUCAUGCUUUAGCCACCAUCAACAUAUCUGAUGAAGAGCUGCAUCGUCAACUGCAUGGGAAAAUGUUAGAAAACUGGCUUGCUGUCUCUACAAAGAUAUCUAACAUUCAGAAGCAAGUUUACGAAUCCAUCAAAACUAAUUCUACGUCCCCCAAUGAUAAAAUAACGUUCAUUGAGCAAGAGCUGUAUGAUAUCAACAUAAUUUUCAACAGCAUAAAAGGAGUUCUCAAAUCCCCAGAAGACCUAUACUUGUAUUUGGAAAAAAUGCAAAUGUUGAAGACACGCAUUCAUUUGAUUGAUAAUGAGCUAGGGCAGAUUGCAUUGGCAUCAGAAUUUGACGUGGAAAAAAUCACUGAAAUAUUCGAUAUCUCUCGAAAUCUGUCUCACCAAAUCGAUGAGGAACAUGAAGCUGCUGAAACUUUCUAUAAACGCUUGGAAAACAUAGAAAAUGGUAUCAAAGAGCAAGAAAAACGUUUCAUUGAUAUCACUAGGAUAUUAGAUGAAUGUGCAACAAAAGUCAAUGGAAGAAGACCAGAUGUUGGAAAAUCACUGGAAGAUUGUAAAUUAUGUCAAUCUGAUCUAAGUGAUUGUUGGAACGAGAUGAUGAAACUAAGACAAAUGCUUCACACUUUGCCGAUGAAUUUGAAGGUGACUGUGUCACCACAGCAAACAGAGAGAGAUUUAUCCAUACUGCAAAACAUUCAUAGUGACCUUGAACGGAAAUGUGAGAAUAACAUGACUCUCUUGAGGAAUCGUCUGUCCCUAUGGAAUAAAUUCCAUUGCCAGAUGGAAAUUAUCCAAAAUCAUACUCAAGAAACAGAAUUCAUGAUGGAAUUGUUGCAACUGCAAGAAACUGCUGACUAUCAGCGCUUGUUGAAAGCUACUGAACGGCUUGAUGCCCUGCUCAUUGAGAUUGAAAACAGAAAACAUACAAUUGAUGACUUGCAAGAUAUUGCUCAACCAUUAAUUGAAACGUCGGAAGCUAGUGUUUCGUUGGAAAUUCAGGAAACAGUCCAGAAAAUUUCUGUUGUAUGGCAGAGCACCCGAGAAAGCUUGCAAGAUCUAUGUCAUAGAUAUGAAAAGGCAGUUAAGCUUUGGGAACUGUACAAUGGAAUCAGUGAAAGUGUAAGAGAUUGUGUUUCCAGUGAGUUUUCGGAUUUCAACGCGCUGAAAAAUAUCGAUAAUUUGCAACAACUGGCAAGCUAUCAAGAUUUGGUAGCCGGGAAGAGGAAAGACUUGGAUAAGCUGAAACAAUUCAUUGAUGACAUAAAUGGACAAGUCGGUUUCAAUGUAGGUAACACUAUGUUGUCCGAGAUUGAGGAGUUUGCGAAAAAGUUGGAAGAUAUUGAAGAAGGUAUUGUAUCGCAAUUGAACGAUGCAACCUUACGUAAAUCGGAGAAAACGCUAAAACAAACAACGUACCAAACUUCAAAUAAAAUAGUCGAACAGCUACAACAGAGCAUUCAAAGUCAACUCCCAGAUUCCGAGCUUGGCGAUCAAAUUGUGAAUCUUCAGAAGUAUUUGAUAAGUCUUAGCGCUACAGAAUCUCGUUUGAAGAAAAUUGCACUUGAUAAAGCAAGCACCGGUGCCGUCACUAAUACGCAAAUGGAUUUCAAAAAUUUGCAUUCUUUGUCAUAUUCUUUACUGCAAGAUACGUUCCAACAACACCAAGAUGUGCUUCAACGAAUAGUACUGCAAACCGAUGAUGCCUGCUUACUACAAUAUUGGCAAAAUUAUCUACAACAGGUCGAAAUAUUCCUAGCCGAAGUAGUACCCUGUGAAGAAACGAAGCUACAACAAUAUCGAGAUCAAUAUACUCUAAUGAGGUAUCUAGUUCGACAGUGGAAAAUCACAAUUAUGAAAAAGUCUCAAAUCGAAACCAGUCUAGAAGACACCUACAAUGUCUUAAAUCACCAACACAAAAACUGCAUUGAGAAAAUCGAUGAGAAGAUUUUUGAAAUUGAAGAAAAAUUGCAACAUUGGCAAAAAUACAAUUCAGCGAAAAAUGCAUUGCAAGAUGCAGUCACCAGCAUUGAGGCUGAGAAACAUACUCUUCAAUUGGAGUACAUCAACUUAAAAGAGUUGUCAAAAUUGAUUUCCAAAGUAGACCGAUUGCAAAAACGUUUCCCUGAACUUGAAACGGAUCUCUCCAAUAUGAACCAAGAGGUGACGCAACUAAUAUCGUAUCCCGUUGACGAUCAUACCAGUAUAGCUAUAAAAAAUGAUCACGGUAGGAUAACACAGCAAAUCUCGAAGCUACAAGAUAAUGUUACAACAUGGAGAAAAUUCCUAACAGGUGUACUGGAGUUGUACAACAACUUUGACUCUCAGUGCAACCAGAUUCAAUUUAACCUAAACGAGCUGGGGCAAUGCUUGGAAAGCUUCAACUGUGACAAUCCAGAGACAUCUCAACAUCAUUUAAAUAUGCUAAAGAAUGAACAGCUACGAUUGGAAUGUAUCAAAGAGGAAUUGCUGAAAAUAAAUGUUGCCAAAGAAGAGCUGCAAUAUUGUAUUAGCACAUUUGACGCAAAACUCAACAACAAACGUAUAUACGCUCUAUGGCAGCUUUUUGAAAAACUUGAGCAAACUAUUUCAGUCCUAGUAAAACAAAUGCAAGAUAGAAUACAAAACCGGAAGUUGUUCCAAAAACAAUAUAAUUUGCUGAUGGAAUGGAUCAUGGAGUUCGAAAAACGAAUGAACGAUUCCAACAAAUAUCAAAUGUGCGAAGAGGACACAACUUUCAUCAAGUCUGUGGAAGAUAUGCUUUUGCAAGAAGUAUCUUGCAAAGAAUCAGAAAUAGCCUGGAUUAACGUGAUUGGAAAUGAUUUGGCCGAAAACUUACCAGCUGGUGAAGAACGUACGGAAGUGAUAUCCAAGUUGAAGCACUUGAAUGAUACUUGGGCCAAACUUUUGCGCCAAUGCCAAGACCGCACUCAGAAGAUAUCUGAAGUUAACGCGACAACUAUAUCGUUGCAGCAGCGGAUAAAUGACGCUAGAGCAUGGAUGACAAAAAUCGAGUGUAAACUGAAACAACCAUUCAUAUUUGAGAACGUUGAGAAAAAUUGUUUGGAUAGGCUUCUAGAUGAUUAUGAAAAAUUACAGCGAUCGAUUGAAGGGAACAGUGUAAACAUAGCAGAGAUUCUCAAUUUGUGCGAAAUGCUGUUCACAGACGUUGAGUCUUGGAAUGUACAUAUUGACCGUAAACUUAUCAACCAUGAAGUGAAGCAUUUAGAAAUGAGAUGGAAGAAUAUCUGCAUGAAUACUAGCAGAAGAAAGCAGGACAUGUUGUCAAUCUGGAGCAUGUUAGUAGAAAUACAACAAAUAGUCGAGUCACAUCACGAUUGGCUUAUUCAGACCAACAAAUACUUGGAAGAAUUCGAUGAUCAGCGAGAAGUGCUGGAUGACGUAUCCCUUUGCAAUACAUUGCAAGAGCUUACUACUAAACAUACUGAUAUGAUUGCACAAGAGCCGAUUCAACACAUCCUUAGAAGAUUGUAUAUUUCAAUUAAUAAACACGAUCGUAUUGAACGGGCCAACAUGCACAAUAUCACAGUGACAGCAAAGCAAAUGCUAUUAAUUUGGGAAAAGCUCAUAUGGAAAUUCAAAGUCAUCAGAUCACGUACCGAAGAACUGAGAAACCUUUACUUGACAUUUAAUAGUGAAUACGAAAACAUCAUUGUGGCUUUAACACAAAUUGAUGUUCAAGUCACCAACAUUAAACACCUACAAGAGACUACAACUGAAGAGACACCGGAAACCAAAUUGAAGCACCUACGUGAAUUGCACAAUGAACUACGAUUUGUCAUCAAUCUUUUUGACAUGCAAGAUGAAGUUGGCAGUUCACUGGUACGAUCAUUACCCGUGAACAGUACGAUGUCACUGAAAGUACAACAACAGAUAUUAGAAUAUCAUCAACUUGCCAACAGCAUAAAGGACUCUUUGGAUGCUUUGGUAAAUCAAACUAACGAAGAAUCAGGAAAGCAUAAAGUUCAACAACAUUUCAAAACUGACGCUGGAAAAGAUUACGCUGAGCGAGAUUACGCUGUACAAGUAGACACGCUGCCUGCUUUAUCCAUUACUGCUAAAGAUGCGUACCAGUAUCAAUUGAAAACAGCUCUUACGGAAACAGAAUCAAACCUAGCAGCACUAAAUACCUCGAUUGCAGAAAUAAAUGCUAGUAAUUUCAUGAAAUCUACACAAACAGUAUCAAGAGCAUCGUCAGCCUGUGAGUCCUCCAUCGAAUUGAUCAAGCAUCUUAACAUGAUUUUAAUAUCGGAAUGCCACUGUGAUGAUGAAGAUGCAAUGAGUAAUUUAGUAAAAGACGAAUGUGAUAAAUAUACAUUAUAUCAAUCAGAAUGGCACACAAAACAGCAAAAAUUGGAAGAAAUGAGGUCGUUUCCUAUAUCUUAUAACUUCAUAUGUAUGCACAACGAAGAUUACUUAACAUGCCCUCUAUGCACAAAUCGAAAUUGGCAACAAAUCGAUAACGAUCUUUGGCGGCUCGAACAGUGGCUAUCAAUGGCUGAAACAACUCAAAAGUCACAGCAUACACAGCCACCAAACGAUAUUGAUACUCUGGAAGAUUUCAUUCAAGAUCACCGCGAGUUUUUGCUGGAUUUGGAUAGUCAUAAAAGCAUAAUAAAGUCGUUGAAUAUAGUUGGAGAGCACCUAGCCACCCACACACUAGACACUGAAAAGGCCAUCAAAUUGAGAGAACGCCUGCAAAGUAAUAACCAACGAUGGGAUAAGGUGUGCAAUCAAGCAUCACAUUGGCAAGCACAGCUCCAUAGAUCUUUGAUGGAAAACAAAGAAUUUCACCGAACAGUCACUGAGCUAUGCAUCUGGUUAGAGCAAACAGAGAACAAGAUCAAAUCAUCAGAGCCUAUCGACUUAACUACCGAUAAGAAAAUAAUUGAAAGGAAAUACAAGAUUUUCAAGGAACUCAGGAAUGAUUUAGUGCGAUGCGAACCACGUGUAGUGAGUUUACAAGAAACAACAUCACAGUUAACAAAAUAUUUGGAUGAACAUAAAUCGCAAAAGUUUGAUGAAAUAUAUGCCAAGUUGACCGAUCUGAGGCUACGAUUCCACUCGAUACGAAGGUUGGUAGAGAUGUACACAAUAAAAAUUGCAGCAGCAAUAGAUAUCGACCGACCGCUCGACACGAAUGCUUCGUCAUCAGCAACCAGCUCAGAAAAGAAUCGAGAGGGUAGCGGAUCGUUCUCACACGUAGCAACAUAUGAAGCAAAUACUCAAGGCGAGGGCGAAGAGGAUCACAUAAAUACGACAGUAUUGACCAGAAGUUAUCGAUUUUUGGGCCGGGUGCUACGAGCGUCCCUUCCUAUUCAGGCAAUGCUAUUGCUUCUACUAGGUGUUGCUACUCUCAUGCCCCAUGGUGAAGAUUACUCAUGCUCGCUGACUAAUAACUUUGCGAGAAGCCUUGAACCAAUGCUUCGUUACCCGAAUGGUCCACCACCAAUCUGAGCUAAUGAAGAUCAACGAGCGCAGCAGACUCAUACCAAUGUGCAA
Ochlerotatus camptorhynchus is the source of this 34726-nucleotide messenger RNA. Its product is annotated as muscle-specific protein 300 kDa-like. Gene Ontology annotation, biological process: nuclear migration. Gene Ontology annotation, cellular component: nuclear outer membrane; meiotic nuclear membrane microtubule tethering complex; cytoplasm. Gene Ontology annotation, molecular function: actin filament binding. The record is from RefSeq and is a predicted model, not a curated record. The transcript is spliced from 26 exons. Lineage: Eukaryota; Metazoa; Arthropoda; Insecta; Diptera; Culicidae. Bases 107 to 34681 code for a protein of 11524 amino acids.